CUUUAAGAAUGUAGUCAAAACAAAGCCUAGACGAGCCGGCUGCACGGAAGUAGCAUGAAAUGAGCCGAUAUAAUUAGAAUAUAUGUAUAUGUAUAUACAUCACGGUUUUGAACAUGCGGUUGGUCUUUUAAUGAUUAAUUAAUUAUUUUUUCUCUAACCAAGCACUUAGUAGUCGCUUGAACUUAACCGAAGAGCUGGUUAGCUUGCUGGCUAGCGUCAGCAACACAAGCCGCCAUGCCUCCUUACUCCCAACUGAAGAAAAGCAACCACUUCUACUACUUCAUCAAGUUCACCCUAAACGUGUAUUCCAUGCUGUUUUCGCUGAUGGGUCUCUGCGUGCUCUGCGUGGGGGUGUAUGCCGAGGUGGAGCGGCAGAAAAAUCGAACUCUGGAGGGUCUCUUCCUGGCUCCUGCUGUGGUGCUAAUCCUGCUGGGUCUGGUAAUGUUCACUGUCUCACUUGUGGGCAUGGUCGGCUCCCUCAGGGACAACAAGACACUGUUGCACAUGUUUCUUUGCGUCCUCUGUGUUUUGCUACUUCUCCAGGCUAUCGCCCUCAUCAUAGCGCUUCUUUUUGAGAAGAAGACAUCUGCCUUGUUUCAAAGCAGCAUACGAGAGGGAAUCAAACACUAUUACGAUGAUCUGGACUUCAAAAACAUCCUGGAUUAUGUUCAAGAAAAGUUUUCCUGCUGUGGAGGGGAUGAAUAUAAGGACUGGGCAGUCAAUCAAUACCAUUUCUGCAACGGUACUGGUCCACUUGCAUGUGGGGUUCCAUAUACCUGCUGCGUCCCCGGUAAGGUAGGAGAAGUCAUUAACACCCUGUGCGGGUCCAAGGCUAUGGCUCUGGAUAAACAGCGUGAAACCCUGCAGGAGGUGAUCCACGUGCGCGGCUGCAUACAUGCAGUCAACCUUUGGAUGACUGACAACAUUGGAAUAACCAUCGCCUUGUGCUGUGCCAUUGGGCUGCCACAGCUGUUGGGCAUUGUCCUGACCUGUGUCUUCUGGAACCUCCUGGUGGAAAUGAGCCAGUCAGUUGACAUGGUGGACUUCAAGCUGAAGAAGCUGGAGUUCAAGUACAGCGAGCUGGACCUGGCCGGUGCCGGCUGCUGUAUGUGCCUGCCGAGAGACGGCGGCUACUUGCCCAUUCCGGUCGCCGAACCCGACCUGGACCCCAUUGAUGUCCACCUGCAGAAGCUGAAGAAGCAGCCGCCUCGCACUCACUCUCAGCUCCUCCACCUCCAGCAGUCCAGAUCGACCACCGGGCUGGACGAGGUAGAUGUCGGACGUAAACUGAAAAGGGAACACUAAUUAGUCUUCAUGCGUCAUUGUAAAAUUUGUAUUUGUUUGAUUUGUGUUGCACUACUUAAGGGUGAAACCUCUGCUGUUGGAUUUAGGGAAGUUGCUCAGCCAAACUGAUCCAAAAUACCUUGUCACUUUUUAAGAAUUUCCAACAACAAACGUAGAGCAGGGGUGUUCAAACUUGAUUUUUAUUGACUAUUCUAUACAUAAAAUGACACUUGAAACAUGACGGACGUUUACAUCAACAUUAAUGAGAUAAAACGUUGGAGUAUUGCGUGUUUGACACAAUGGAACCCAUUUAAGUCGGUCCCCUUCAAGUCGAUAAGUCCUGGUCCGCCGUCCACUUGUACUACUAAGUGCCCACUUAAAGGCCUACUGAAACCCACUACUACCGACCACGCAGUCUGAUAGUUUAUAUAUCAAUGAUAAAAUCUUAACAUUAAAGACAUGCCAAUACAGUCGGUUUCGUUUACUAAAUUGCAAUUUUAAAUUUCGCGCGAAUUGUCCUGCUAAACAAGUCGUGGUAUGAUGACGUGUGCGCGUGACGUCACGGAUUGUAGCGGACAUUUUGGUCAAGCACCGAUCCCAGCUAUAAGUCGUCUGCUUUAAUCGCAUAAUUACACAGUAUUCUGGACAUCUGUGUUGCUGAAUCUUUUGCAAUUUGUUCAAUUAAUAAUGGAGACGUCAAAGAAGAAAGAUGUAGGUGGGAAGCGGUGUAUUGCUGCCACCUUUAGCAACACAAAUACACCCGGUGUUUCCUUGUUUACAUUCCCGAAAGAUGACGGUGAAGCUUUACUAUGGAACAGAGCGGUCAAGCGAACAUGGUUCCCUACCACAUGUCAACCGGCAGGUUUCGGUGAGAGAAUGGUGGUAAUAAGUCGGCUCUCGCCGUACACACGAACGGAGAGCUUGCGGACUCUCUUGCCUCCCCCCACCGGAGACACUGGCGGUCACCACACCCGUGGCCACACCCCUCCGACUUUCAGGUUGUACAGGUAAAACCAUACAAUCUCACUAAAACACUGGUAACACAAUAAGCAGAUAAGGGAUUUUCCAGAAUAAUCCUAGUAAAUGUGUCUAAUAACAUCUGAAUCGCUCCCACUGCCCUCGUCUUUUUUUUUUUUUUUCUAUCCCUUAACUCUCACUUUCUUCAUCCACAAAUGUUUCAUCCUCGCUCAAAUUAAUGGGGAAAUCGUCGCUUUCUCGGUCCGAAUCGCUCUCGCUGCUGGUGGCCAUGAUUGUAAACAAUGUUCAGAUGUGAGGAUGUGAGGAGCUCCACAACCCGUGACGUCACGCGCACAUCGUCUGCUACUUCCGGUACAGGCAAGGCUUUUUUAUUAGCGACUAAAAGUUGCAAACUUUAUCGUGGAUGUUCUCUACUAAAUCCUUUCAGCAAAAAUAUGGCAAUAUCGCGAAAUUAUCAAGUGUGACACAUAGAAUGGACCUGCUAUCCCCGUUUAAAUAAGAAAAUCUCAUUUUAGUAGGCCUUUAAGUUGUGGUGGACCGCUUUUCACCACUACAUAAAAUGCCAUCCAUCUUCUUCCGCUUAUCCGAGUUCGGGUCGCGGGGGCAGCAGCCUAAGCAGGUGUGACAGACUCUCGCUGUCGUCCGGGUUCCAUGGACCACCAAAUAGGGACAUUGUUGAGCAGGGUUGUGACUUUGUUUAUUUUUGCCAAUAAAACCUCAGUGCAGGUCGCUUUUCAGCUCACCUUCUUCCUCUCUCGCUCCGCAUCAGCUUCCCUCUGGCUCCUUCUCGUCUCUCCGCCUCUCUUCCCGACGUUCACGGCCGUCGCCCUUUUAAACAGUGCGAGAGGAUUACUAAAUUAUUCCCAGGUGCGCGAUACAUGCACCUGAUCUUGAUUGUGGCGUCAAUCGCCCCGGCUCGCCGCUCGCUCGCCGUCCACGCCUCCUCGGUUUACCCUUUAUAGUACAUCACAAAUUUACAAUUUCACAUUACAACAUUGAAAAUUGGGUGAAGAAGCUCUGUCAUUCGGGAGGAGCUAAGAGUAAAGUCCUCUUAAUGGAGAGGCGCCAGAUGAGGUUUGAUUGAUUGAUUAUUAGUAGAUUGCACAGUACAGUACAUAUUCCCUACAAUUGACCACUAAAUGGUAACACCCCAAUAAGAUUUUCAACUUGUUUAAGUCGGGGUCCACGUUAAUCAAUUCAUGGUUUGGGCAUCUGGUCAGAACGCCCCGGGAUGCCUCCUUGGGGAGGUGUUUAGGGUACAUCUGGCAGGUAGGAGGACAGAGGGAAGACCCAGGACAGGUUGGAGAGACUAUGUCUCCUAGCUGGCCUGGGAACGCCUCGGGAUCCCCCAUGAAGAGCUGGACCAAGUAGCUUGGGGAGAGAGGAGUCUGGGCUUCUCUGCUUAGGCUACGACCCGACUUUGGGUAAGCGUAGAAACAUGUCUGUGACCGUCUUUCGCUGUCGUGGGGGUUCCAUGGACCACCAAAUAGGGACAUUGUUGAGCAGGGUUGACUUUGUUUAUUUUUGCAAACAAAACCUCAGUGCAGGUCGCUUUUCAGCUCCUCCUUUCCGCUCGCUCGUUGUCUGCCUCUGGCUCUCUUCUUCUCUCGCUCCGCGUCAGCUUCCCUCCGGCUCAGGGGUAGGGAACCUAUGGCUCGCGAGCCAGAUGUGGCUCUUUUGAUGACUGCAUCUGGCUCUCGGAUAAAUCUGAGCUGACACUACUUAACACAAUAAGUAAUGAAUAAUUCCACUUGUAAUCAUAGUGUUAAAAAUAACGUUAAAAAUAUAAAAAUGCUCAUGCAUUUGAAUCCAUCCAUCCUUUUUCCUACCGCACCUGUUCAAGAAGUUGCCUUAAGGGUAAGAAAUAAUUGAUUUAUUAUUGGUUAGUGUAGGGUUAACCCUCUUGGGGGUUCUUCAACAAGGCCCAGGUGGGCCAUUUGCACCCUUUCGCUGAUUUCGAGGCCGGUCCUGGCAACACCCCGCUUCGCUGCAGACCCGCAGGCCACGCUCCCUCCUAAGUUAGCUACUGAAUAACAAUGUUAUUACAAAGAAUAAGAGACCUAUUAUACCCUAGAAAUGUUGGUCUUACUUAAAAAUGUACACUUUUAGUUGUGUUCAGUAUUAAAAAUAUAUUAUAUGGCUCUUACGUUAAUACAUUUUAAAAUAUUUGGUUUCUUGGCUCUCUCAGCCAAAAAGGUUCCCGACCCUUGCUCUGGCUCCUUCUCGUCUCUCCGCCUCUCUCCCUGACGUUCACAGCUGUCGCCCUGAUCUUGAUUGCAGCGUCGCUCCCGGCGCGCCUUGCCGCUCGCUUGCCGUCCCCGCCUCCUUGCCGCCAUCUUGCGCCGGUUUCCGGCGUGCCCUGCCUCGCUGUCGGACCGCCGGCUCCGCCUCUCCACCGUAUGGAAGCCCAGACUACCCUCUCCCCAGCCACUUUGUCCAACUCCUCCCGGGGGAUCCCGAGGCGUUCUCAGGCCAGCCUAGAGACAUAGUCCUUGGUCUUCCUCGUGGCCUCCUACCGAAACACCUCCCUUGAGAGGGGUUCGGUUGGCAUUCUGACCAGAUGCCCGAACCACCUCAUCUAGCUCCUCUCUGUGUGGAAGAGCAGCGGCUUUACUUUGAGUUCCUCCCGGAUGACAGAGCUUCUCACCCUAUCUCUAAGGGAGAGCUCCGCCACCGGGGGGAGGAAACUCAUUUCGGCCGCUUGUAUCCGUGAUUUUGUCCUUUCGAUCAAAACCCAAAGCUCAUGACCAUAGGUGAGGAUGGGAAUGUAGAUCGACCGGUAAAUUGAGUGCUUUGCCUUCCGGCUCAGCUCCUUCUUCACCACACCGGAUCGAUACAGCGUCCGCAUUACUGAAGACUGAAGCCCGUCGAUCUCACAAUCCAUUCUUCCCUCACUUGUGAACAAGACUCCGAGGUACUUGAACUCCUCCACUUGGGGCAAGAUCUCCUCCCCAACCCGGAGAUGGCACUCCACCCUUUUCCGGGCGAGAACCAUGGAUUCGGACUUGAAGGUGCUGAUUCUCAUCUCAGUCGUUUCACAAUCUGCUGCGAACCGAUCCAGUGAGAGCUGAAGAUCCUGGCCAGAUGAAGCCAUCAGGACCACAUCUGCAAAAAGCAGAGACCUAAUCCUGCAGCCACCAAACCAGAUCCCCUCAACGCCUUGGCUGCGCCUAGAAAUUCUGUCCAUAAAAGUUAUGAACAGAAUCGGUGACAAAAAAAAAAUAUCAGUAACUCAGUAAAAGUGGUAUAAUGUAAACUACUGGUUUUAGCUCUUAACAUUUUAUGUAUGUCACUGUGACGGACUCCCGCCGUCGUCGUGCGGGUUCCACGGACCAUCAAGGAAGGACAUUGCUGAGCAGGUUUGACUCUUGUUUAUUUUUUCAAAUAACACAAGCUUUGUCUUCCGGUCGGGACGCUUUUCAGCUCCUUCUCGCUCCUCGCUUGCUUUUAGCCGGCCGCGUCGUCGCUGUCUUCGUCUGUUGCUCUUCGUUCGUCGUUGCAGGCUCUCCACCUCCUUCUGCCAUGAUCCCUCCUCCUUCUCCCCUUUUAUACAGCCAGAGGAGAUAAGAUGAUUGUGUGCCGGUGUGCGAGCCGUGCACCUUAUCUCGCUCAUAGCAUCGCUCCCGGCACGCCCCGCCUCUCCUCUCAGCGGCUUUCUCCGCCUCCUUGCCGCCAUCUUGGGCAGGGCUCCAGCGUGCCCCGCCCCGCCGCCGGACCGCCUGCUCCGUCUCUCCACAGUCACCAAUUGUGUUCAUAUAUAAAAUGUUUAGAGCUAAAAUCAGUAGUUUACAUUAUACCAUUUUUUGACAAACUUUUGAGUUCCUGAUGUUUUUCUAUUUAAAAUUAUUAAGAAAUACAUUUUUAAAUAAUUGACUGUGUGUCGCCACUUGUCAUUAAGGGUUGAUGGUGAGGCAAGCCGACAAAGCAGGUACACAGCAUGAAAAAGUGCACACAGUGACUUCCUGUUCAGUGCAAAAUAAAAAAAUAUGACACUCCUACCCUAGAUUCUACCACUGCAAUUAACAUAACGUUGUCUUUCUUAGAUUGUUAGCCACCGCACAAAAGAGUUGGCGUAUUUCCGUAAAACUUACAAAUGUAGUCAAGACCGCUGCAAGUUUACACUGAUCAUGCAUUCUUUGCACUAGCAAAUCCAUGCAGCGUAGACAAUAAAAUCCAACUGUGGGGGUCUUCCUCCCUCCGGGUUCCAUGGACCACCAAGGACAGACAUGACUGCGAGCAGUGUCUCUCGUCGGGUCGCUUUUCAGCUCCUCCAACUGCUCGCUCUUCUGGUUGCUUUUCAGCCGCACGCCGUCAUCGUCUGCGUCUCGCUCUUCAUUCACCGGCUCUCCAACUCCUCCCCUGUCCUUCUCUGCUGUUGCCUUUUUACACAGUGCAGGUCGAUUUAGUUAACUGUGCCUAGGUGGGCCAUCUACGCACCUGACGCUCGUCCCUGGCGCGUCCCGCCUCGCUGCAGGACUGCCGGCCACGCCCCCUCACACCAACCCAAACUUAAAAUAACAUUUAUUUUGCGAUACAACUUUGAGGGACCGGUGUCAAGAAGUAGUCACAACAGAUAUUAUAUUGAUGCGCACUCAAAUCUAAUUAAAGAUGAAAAGGAAUGAAGUGAAGUGAAUUAUAUUUAUAUAGCGCUUUUCUCUAGUGACUCAAAGCGCUUUACAUAGUGAAACUCAUUAUCUAAGUUAUAUUUAAACCAGGGUGGGUGGCACCGGCAGCAGGUGGGUAAAGUGUCUUGCCAAAGGACACAACGGCAGUGACUAGGAUGGCUGAAGCGGGGAUCGAACCUGGAACCCUCAAGUUGCUGGCACGGCCGCUCUACCAACCGAGCUAUACCGCCUCAGGUAUAACUCGAGGUGUUCCAUCAACAAUUGCCUUAUUUUAACAAAAAGUGUCAGGCCAAAGCGAUAUCAGCAAAAUAUUAUCAAGCAAAGCAACAGCAAAAAAAUUUCGCAUCAAAAGGCACACACUAGCUCAGCCACUGAUGCAUUCACGGCCUCACAAACAGUCGGACAACUCAACUUAAAAGGGUUUCCAUUGUAUCACGCCCACAAAAAUAAUCAAAUAUAAUAAUAAUUGAAACAUCUUCAACAGCUUAGCGUACAGUAUAAUAAUAAUAUAGUGGAAAUCAAAUGUCCUGCAUCCUAUAUCUGGAAAACCUUGAAAAUAAGCAUCAACUUUUGCUAAUUUAUUUGCUUUUUUAUUUGUUUUUUUGUCUCAUUUGUGAUGUGUUUUUUUCUGGUAUUUUUGGCAUUAAUUCAAUUUGAGCCUUUUGAAAUUGAGCAAACGUCUCAUGUGCUAAAAUGCUUACCUCAGGCUGUUUUUCCAAAUAGCCGUGUAGUCAAGAGGACAUCUUGUGUACAAAAACGAACUGCAGAGUUUUUCAGUGUGUGGAAAAAUAGGACUAGCCAAGUAUGUCACGCGUGUGUACAGGUUGUGUUACGCCUUUUUUUUUUUUUUUUUUUUCAUGAGUUUGAUUUCGUGCAGUCUGUGUACUUUGUAAAACCGAUAGUUGUGGAAUAACAAGAAUGCAUGUUUUGUACUGUGUAUGACCAUAAGCGGGUUUAUGAUACUUGGUUUACUUUGGAACAAAGGUUCAGGUUUACAGCUUUUUUUUUUUUCUUUUAACGACAUGCUUUUUUAUUUUGUCCAUCCCUCAAAGGGACAACUAAAGGGAAAAAAACAAACAGGCUGCAACUCUGUUUUAAAAAACAGUACCUUGACAGUGUUUGCCCAGACUACUGUUUUGAGCUUCUCUUCUGCUCCUGCCUUGUACCGACACUACUUCUCAUGGUAAUAAACCUGAAUUUGUCUACUGA
Molecule: messenger RNA, 8096 nt
Organism: Nerophis ophidion (straightnose pipefish)
Lineage: Eukaryota; Metazoa; Chordata; Actinopteri; Syngnathiformes; Syngnathidae
Exons: 8
Coding region: 235-1305 (356 amino acids)
Biological process (GO): regulation of DNA-templated transcription
Cellular component (GO): membrane
Source: RefSeq, a predicted model, not a curated record